AUGGCCCGCUUAUCAGCCUGGGUAACCCUCGCGGGCCUGCUCGCUCAGCAGACUGCGGCCUCCGUCGUCAGGAAUGGCGUCGAACUCCCUGCUUGCGCGAACCAUUUCUCGCCUUUCGAAGCUACCGGAUGCUACCAAGACUAUGAUGGGAAAACCCUGGACUUCCGGUCAACCGUAUCAUCGAAGGGCAUGACCGCCUACAAGUGCCAGGCCAUCUGUAAAGGCAAUGGCUAUCAGUUCUCGGGACUCAAGUAUUACGGCAUCUGCUUUUGUGGAUCGAAACUUGAGGGACCCAAGCUCCCAGAGUCAAACUGCACGCUUCCGUGCGACGGGGACCAGAAGGAGAGCUGUGGUGGUACCGACAGCUUAACCGUUUAUCGGGAUACGACGUUCCUGAAGCUCGGCGAUGCUGUUGAUGAUGACGACUACGACGACACAGGCUGCUUCACCGACGACUCGGCUGUGGGCCGUACGCUCGGCUUCCGCGCGAACAUCGAUGCUGCCAAGGUGACGCCCGCAACUUGUAUCAAGGCUUGCCUUGAUCGCGGCCUUCCGUUUGCCGGUGUUGAGUUUGGUGGCGAAUGUUGGUGUGGUGCUCUCGUCAGCCCCUUUGCCAAGGAGGUUAAUGACACGGACUGCAACAUGCCCUGCGGCGGCGACCAGUCUCUGGACUGCGGCGGCCGGAACCGAAUCAAUAUCUUCCGGGCCUCCGAACUACUCUCCCAGGACCCAUGCGAGAAUGACAAUGAAGCACCGCCGCGCAGUUCCUCUCCAACUCAGACCACCACCAAGCCCACGGACAAGCCCACGGACAAGCCCACAGACAAGUCGCCAGCGACUACCAGGACACCAACUCCGACGACUCCUGCGACAGGCACAGCGACAGGCACAGCGACAGGCACAGCGACAGCCACCAGCACCAAGAUCUGCACCACAGUGGUCCCCAAGGAUGAGUGGUGUGUCGGUAAAUGGUGCAACGAGCCUCUCCCGGACUUCUUCAACGAGAAGACGUGCUUCGCAUCCUGGGCCAAGUGCCACCUCCAGACACACGCAUGCCUGAAGUUCGCCGGAUGGCCGGCGGCCCUCGAGUGCGCCGACUACAAAAAGUGGUGCAAGGACGCCAAGCUCUUCUGCCGCAGGUCGUGCACCAGCAAGUCGAGAAACUGCUCCAAGGCCGGGCACCACGCCGAGAACCCCCCGCGCGGCGGCGACAACAAGGACCCCGUCACCAAGACGGUGCCCUGCGACGAGGCCACGGGCACCAUGACCCCCGGCACCAUCCCCGAGCCCACGAACCUCUGCGUGCAGCCCCACAACCCGGGCCGCGGGUACACGACCGAGGACCCCGUCGGCGACAUUGACCUGCCCGUCGUCACCUGCAACAACAACGAGGCCGACCACAAGCGCGGUAACCCGUUCAAGCAGUAUGACCACUCCAACUGGGGCCAUUGUCCCUCGUACAAGCGCGGCGACGUGCCCAAGGCCUGCAAGGACGCCUGCAAGCAACAGUACGAGCGAUGCCGUGGCGUCUACGCCAAGUCGCGCGACACCAAAAAGGACCGCAAGGACGAUGAUGAUUAUGACGAUGACAAGAAGCACAAGCACAAGGGGAAGCACGAAGACAAGGAACACGGAGACAGGAAGCACGGCGGAAAAAAGGGGAAGAAGCACGAGAGGCGCUCUACUGGCGGCGGCGGCGGCGGCGAGUUGAGCGCUGGCACCAUCGCUCACCCCAAGGAUGAGUAUCACACCGCUCUCCGUCAGUGCAAGGACCAGUACGAGGACUGCCGCAAGGUCAACGCCGAUAUCAAGGGGGAUGAUAAGUGCGCUCGCUUUGGCGGCCCAUGGUAA
This is a messenger RNA of Verticillium dahliae VdLs.17, 1851 nucleotides long. RefSeq lists its product as uncharacterized. Bases 1 to 1851 code for a protein of 616 amino acids. The record is from RefSeq and is a predicted model, not a curated record. Lineage: Eukaryota; Fungi; Ascomycota; Sordariomycetes; Glomerellales; Plectosphaerellaceae. The transcript has 2 exons.